Molecule: messenger RNA, 2085 nt
Organism: Suillus plorans
Lineage: Eukaryota; Fungi; Basidiomycota; Agaricomycetes; Boletales; Suillaceae
Exons: 18
Coding region: 1-2085 (694 amino acids)
Molecular function (GO): protein binding
Source: RefSeq, a predicted model, not a curated record
AUGGAACCACCGUCGUCGCCUUCCUCUACCAUCACGAUCCCACCUGACUGUCGCGAAGAUGCUCAAAGGUUGGCCAAGAUGAUUACAGAAGCUAUGACUUGCCACUUGGCGCUGUUACACUAUGACAGGGCUUCGAAAUCGAUGGUCGAAUGGUGUUGGCCUGCAGAUGGCGAGGGAAAGAAGAUUCCACCAUGCAACUUAGAGAAGUACCGGGAAACACAUGAUUUUAAAUAUCCGUGCUGUCUAUGCGCUGACAGCGGCGGCAUAGGGGCGUUUGUAGAGACGGCAGUAUAUUCUUGGUGGAAUGAGACUGCUGAAAAGAGUCGUCGCAUCGCAAGAUGCGCCUCUGAUACGUGCGGAUACCAAGUGAAAAUCGACACGUACUUCCCGAUAGCACCAUUUGCUGCCUUCCAGUACCCACGAAGAGUGAAAGGCCCCAAAAAUCAGAAACCCACACACAUUCGAUUCAGGUGGACCGUGCGGGAGCAAACAGAGUUAUUGAACAAGCUUUCAUCGUCUGUUGACAAUGAAAUUACUGCGGAGGAGUUUCAGAGCCUGUUUAAAAAGUGCAAAAAGUGCAUGCGAGUAGGAGCGCAUCAUAUCAAAAAGACUGCGAAAUUCAAAUUAUAUCCAAUAACCAUGGAAGACAGGGAUACUGAGGCUGCCACUCGGCUAGCAACUCCAAAGCGAUCAUUUUCAUUGAACGUCCUAGUAUUUCAAGCCUCAUCACUCCUACUGCUGCUGGGCGUUACUUCAAAGUACGACCGUACGCCUCUAGAACGGACUGAGACUCUCAACAGUGGCAAAUCAAGCUUAGCACCGACCUCACACCUUCAAACCGAACUCAAAGUUCUGUCAUUUCUGCUCAAAGACCGAGUCUACACUGGCAAUUUGUGGGAACUCGUUGGGGAGCGCACUAUAGAAGCAAAGCAAGAAUUAAUGCUACAACAGCACCAGAACCUCUGCGCAUUUGGAUUGAAGGGGAGAAAGCAUUCAGGCUAUCGAACAUUUGCAGCAGCACUGGAUGCCCCAAAGUUCAAUGAAGCCCGAUUUCAGCCCCCCUUCAACAAGCUCAGGACAUGCUUUGGCCCACGCACCUCAAACUUGUUCAACAUCUACGCGAGACAAAUCUAUGGUGCAACUUCUGAAUUCAGUACUGCGCACGGUGACAAACGAACAUCCGUCAUAAUGAAUUCCAUCGGUCCCUCGUUACCCAUAUUGAACACGUGGGUCGCCAUGGACGUCCAAGAAGCCUUUUACAGUGCAUUCCAUGCAGAACAAGCCUGUCAGGCAGAAUUACUGUCACAUUCUCUGCCUGGUCAUACAUGGCAGCGCAAUAUCGGGCUGGAGUUCAUUAUCCUGCAAGCAAAAAUGUGUCGUGCCCAGGCCGAGAUAAAUCUUUAUUCAAUAGCAAUCGCAAAGGACCGUGGAUCAAUCUUCUCAAACAACACUUGUGGGGGUGCAUCACCAUCUUCGAGUCGCUUUGUUCCGCCCCCUCUACCAGAUGAAAUGUGUUAUUAUGAUGAUGACAUUGACAGUGAACUAGGCGACUUUAAAGACUUCGAGUACUUCCUCUUCGACACGAUUAACGCUUCAGCUGACUCUACUGUGGGGAAUGUCGCGAAGAACGAUUGGGUGGAUGCUCUGGAACACGCUAUUAUGAUUCGGUUGGUGGCAUCACUGUCUGAAUCGAAGCCUCCUAUCAUCAAGGAAGUUGCCACGCCUCCUUUGCCUCCACCUCCGCCAGCUCCCCCCAAGAAAGCCGCUGCAGCACCCGUUCGCCGUCCUUCUACAUCAAUCAGUUCCUAUGCAGUAAAGCUUGAUAUUCUGACAUGUCACAGAAUCAUCAAAAAGCCCAUGAACAUGUCUACCAUGUGGAUGAAGAAGUUGAGGCCGCUCAUGAUCCGCCACUGUUUCUUGUUCAACCUUGCUGGGACACCCGUCAACCAAGCAGGGAUUGAAUUGCAGCGGUUGUUUGACAAUGCCCUGACCGUAGAAGACGAAACAGCACAAAAGAGCCUCAUGAUUGCUGCUUGGUUGGCAUUGCCAAUGGCCACCAUGAAGUCCAUCUUAGGCAAAGAAUGA